Messenger RNA from Opisthorchis viverrini, 9285 nucleotides. RefSeq lists its product as hypothetical. Lineage: Eukaryota; Metazoa; Platyhelminthes; Trematoda; Opisthorchiida; Opisthorchiidae. Gene Ontology annotation, cellular component: RSC-type complex. The record is from RefSeq and is a predicted model, not a curated record. Bases 1 to 9285 code for a protein of 3094 amino acids. Gene Ontology annotation, molecular function: threonine-type endopeptidase activity; protein binding; chromatin binding. The transcript has 33 exons. Gene Ontology annotation, biological process: chromatin remodeling.
AUGACGUCAAUCUAUACCGAUCGCCCUCCGCAGCCAUUGGUAGACCACAAUAGAUGUGGGCGGAAUGGCUGCCCGUCGAACGUCAAACGCGGUAUGCAAUGCCACGCCUGCAAGGCCUGGUGGCAUUUCAAAUGCACGGGUUUACAGGACGACCAAAUAAGCCGACUAGCCAACUCUCCUGACCCGUUUGUCUGUGCCAGCUGCCUCUAUGUCAAGGGUGCAAUGCAUACCGCAGCGAAGAGAAGAGUCCCCCGAAACGGUACCCAAUCCCCAGUGCAGAUGCCGAAAGACCACUGCCAGUGUUCCGCUUUAAUCGGGAUACUCGACGCGAAAAUAGAGCGUCUUUCGAAGGCACUGGAGGACUCAGGCGCUAAGAAUGCAGCGACCUGGGCGAAAGUCGACAAGGAACUUUCCUCGCUGAACCAAUACCUCGCGAUGUCCAUACCGGGUCCCAUGGCUGAGAAGAAAGUCAUACAACUUUCUGACGCAGCUAUAAAAACCGCCACAGCGUCUCUAGUGGACAGACACCUAAUGGAAAUCAGACUAAUAAUCUGGGGGUCAUUCUCCGGAAAAAUCACGCCAGCAAAGCUGGCACAGUCGAUCCUCAGCAAGCCUGAUCAAUCGCUCCACGCAGAAUGGCUACGCCAAAAGGGAAGUCCCAGCUCUGGGACUGGCAGUUUUGCUCGUCCUGUAUCACACUCAGCUACAGCUUCUGUACGCCUGAGUUCAGUCACAACCGUAAACAAUUCGAAGUCUGUUUUCAAACACCGAAAGCCUGUCUACUUAGCCACCUUCAAUGUUCGCACACUGAAGUGGACAGGUCAACAGUCGGCCCUUGCGCGUACGCUGGAUUCCCUCUGUAUUAAUAUAUGUUGUCUGUCAGAAACAAGGACGCAGGACGCAAGUGCAGUGAUCGAACCGACUGCUCCUCGCUCUCUUCCAGGUUCCGGCUGCGCACCUCUGGUGAUGCAGAGGCCACUGCAGCUGGAUAUGUUGGGCUCUGAAUCUGCCAAGGAGAGUUUCUAUGACGCUCUAGGUGCUUUUCUACAGCAGGCUAAAAGCUCAGAUAUCGUUGUGGUUGCUGGUGGUAUGAACGCUCAGGUAGGUAGACUAAACGCUGCUGAGGCCCGCUUGGGUGGUUGUCUUUGCUGGGAUACGAGACGCACGGACAACGGAGACCGCUUACUUCAGAUGUAUGCCGAUCACAGACUGUUCCUUUGCAGUACGAAUUUCCGGAACAGCGGAAAUCGACAAACAACGUGGUGCCCACCAACAAACCAGCGCCGAAUCGAAGUAGACCACAUCGCCGUCAUUUAUCGGUGGCCAGCGUUGAUCACUACCUGUCUCUUCUUGUGGAACACCAGCGUGGACUCCGAGCAUGCACUUGUGCGCUGCUGCUUCUCGUUGCGCCUUUCAGGUGUACGCAAAUCGCGCACACCCCACUUAGCCAUUGAUAAGCUAGUGGACCCAGAAGUCAAACGAAACUAUCAGAAACAAGGAUGUCCACAUUCCCCAUUCUUGUUCAACUUCGUCAUCGAUGAAAUAAUGAGGCGAACACUGGACGGUCUUCGAAACCCCGGUGUUCAAAUUAUUGCUGGUAAGAGCCUUGUUGAUCUGCAGUACGCAGAUGACAUCGCCCUCAUCUUUGAAGACCAAAGCGAAGCACAAGCUCUGUUGAACAAACUGACCACCAUCAUACCAUCUUUUGGCAUACGCCUUGCACCUUCAAAGUGCAAAGUCCUGCUUCAGAACGUGCCAUCUGCGAACAUAUCUUUUGCAAUUCAAGGAGAAUCACUGGGAUCGAAAGAGCAACUCUACAACUCCUUGUGUUCAGAGGCUUGCAAAAUUGCCAACACUUUACUCGUGAAGGGCAGUAAUGCUGUAGACGCCGUUGCCGCAGCAGUGCAGUAUCUAGAAAACAGUGAUCUGACUAACGCUGGCUACGGUAGCAAUUUAACGCUCAACGGAUUGGUAGAGUGUGAUUCUGGUAUAAUGUGUGGAAGAACCAUGCGGUUUUCUGCCGUGGGUGCUGUAUCCGGUAUCCGGAAUCCAAUUUUACUAUCGCAUUUAUUAUUAAAGGAGCAGUUGAGAAACUCUGUUACGAGAUUGGGACGUGUUCAACCAACUUUACUGUCCGGAAGCGGAGCGGUCCAGUGGGCAGCGUUAAAAAAACCUGCACUAGUCGAACCGUACAACCUCGUUUCCCAUAAAUCUCGCACAGAAUGGAAAAAGUAUCGACGCUGGUUGUCAGAAGUUGAAUCAAAACCCACUGAACCCCCACCAAAGAGACUUUGCACUUCUCCACUAGACACUGUGGGUGCUGUCUGCAUAGACAAGAGAGGAAGCGUAGCAGCGGCAAUCUCCAGUGGUGGGAUAGCAUUAAAACAAGAAGGACGAAUUGGUCAGGCUAGCAUUUAUGGCUGUGGUUGCUGGGCUGAAGAAAGUCAACUCGGUAAAGUGGCUGUUGUCACAUCAGGUACUGGAGAGCAGCUCAUUCGGACACAAUUGGCACAGAAGGCAGCCGAACGUCUGUUAGCACCCUCCCCCACCCCCACCCCGGAAACUCUGCAGUCAGUUUUAACAACAGACUUUAUAGAUUCCCGGUUACUCGCGAAUGAGGAACACAAGUUUGCUGGUAUUGCCGGUAUCUAUUGCUCUGAUGCAGACUCUGGGAGCAUCGAGAUGUCUAAGCGGGGGAAUCGUGAUGAUUCGCUUGACCCGCACAAUGACCUCUCCGGGGAUGAUUCACAAUCAUCAAGCAUGCUCGCCACCAGGAAACGCCGCCGUUUAGCCAAUGCGUCACAAGAUCAUGGGUUUUCUUUUACCACCAGAUCCAAUCCUGAAUACUACGAGGCGGUUAAGGAACCAAUCGACCUAGCUCGGAUACAGGCCAAAAUAAAAUCUGAAGAGUAUGAGAAUGUGGACAACAUGGCUGUUGAUAUAUAUCUCCUGGUGGCAAACACCAAGGCCUUCUAUCCUGCUUCCACCGCGGAGUUCGCGAAAGCGGUAGAACUUCAAGAAGUGUUUGACAGGGAGCGUCAAAAAGUGCAAGCCUUAGCAGCCGCCAGUGCUGCGUCCAGCACCAGUUCAGCUAGUAGCCGCGUUGUUCGGCGUGCCAGUAGAGGUCGGGUGAGGAAACGAGAAGAGCUGGAUGAUGACGAACUGGAAUCUGCCUCUGUCACAGCCUCAGAAGAUUCGCGAAUUGCGCCUUCAGAGACCAGCAUGACAAAUUUCACAACGUCCAGUCAGAAGAGCCUUAGUGGAUCGCUCGACAGUCCGUACGAUCUGUUAUUUUCCUCGAUUGUGAAAUAUACUGGUGAUGAUGGCAGAGCGCUGGCUCCGACAUUUACCUACCUUCCUUCGAAAGAGAUAUACCCAGUCUAUUAUGCAGUUAUCAAGGAACCGAUAGACUUACGUAUGAUCGCACAACGUAUACUCUCUGGCAGCUACUCUGCAAUGGAUGAACUAGAGAAAGAUUUCGCCCUCAUGGCGCGGAACGCCAAGACGUUCAAUGAACCAAAGUCACUAGUUUACCAGGAUGCCGUUACGCUGAUGCGAAUAUUGAAAGGCAAGAGAAGCGAAGCUGAACACCCUCCAGUUCGAACUAAUCGGGAACGUGGAAAGCGGGCAUCUCGACUAAACUAUAAUCCUCGCGAUAUCGUCGAAGAGUUCGCCUCUCUUCCUCCUGAGGCCAGUAUCAAAAAUGAGAGUAGCCAACUGGACAAAUCUGAAGAUUCGGAGGCUGAAGUACCCAGCAGCUCGGCAGCUGAGGACGAGGAUGAUACACGAGCCACUGGGAACACCUCCCAGAGUUGCUCAUCCAUUGCCUCAACACCAGGUAAACGCAAACGUGGUCGACCGCCGAAAAAUCCACGACUGUCUGGUCUGUCUAGCCCCAGUUUACCGAGAGAUUCACUUAGCAGUCCUCCUCCCUCGAGAAGCCCGCCGCUCUCGCCGUCUCCUACUCGAAGUGUCAUUGAUACUUCCACAAGUAGUCAGGCACCAAACAUACCAUCAAUUUCUAUGGUCGGACACUCAGCUGGAGUUUCACGGUAUCGAGUGGGCACUGUCCGCUGGCGUCAGGCGCAGGUUUUGCAGGCCGUCCUUGAUGCUCGAAACGAGGCUGGUCAGUUGAUCUGCAAUCCGUUUCUUCGACUUCCGUCCAAAAAAAUGUAUCCGGAUUAUUACAAAGAGAUAGCCAACCCACUCAGUCUUGUGGAUAUCAAGAAGAAACUAAAGCAAAAUGAACACUCGUCCUUAGAGUCCUUCAUCAGUGACUUGGAUACUGUCUUCAAAAACGCCCAACAGUAUAACGUAGAAGACAGUCAAAUCUACCGUGAUUCGUGUACGCUGCAGCAGAUUGCACACGCGCGCUUCCAAGAGAUGCUAAACUACCAGACUGCUUCGCCCUGUUCAACGACUAGUGUGGUUGACAGGUCACCCGGAGCACAGGGUGUGGAGGCUCAUCACGCAGGCUUUCAGAGUACUCCUUUAAAGCGAUCUUAUAGACGCCCGCUUACCGCCGAGGAAGCGAAAGUCAGACGGUUGCGCAAUCUGUUCAACACUGUUUUCAAUUACGUCGCGGAGGAUGGCCAUCGCCCCCGUGAUGUUUUCUUGGAGCUCCCAUCUAAAGAAGAUUACCCCGACUAUUACAAGGUCAUACCUGAGCCAAUCGAUCUAGGGAUUAUCCGGCGCAAAAUGGAGCAGAAUGAGUACAAUACCCACCAGGAAAUGGUCGCUGAUUUACGUCUCAUGUUUAAUAAUGCCCGUCAUUAUAACGAAGAAGGGUCGGGUGUUUAUCAAGAUGCGGUCACGCUGAACAAGGUGGUCACAAAGCGUCUGAAGAGUUUUGGUCCGUACCAAGGAAAUAUUCGCAAACGAGAUUUUGUGGCCGGAAAUAAUCGUUCUGGACGCGCACCCGCUGGUGCUUUCAGUGGCUCUCCGCAAGCUGUUGGUCCGGCUGGCGAUAGCUAUCGCGUUCCUAUCAACGUUGUCGCUCCACCAAAUACGGGUCCUCCUGGUUUGCAAUCACAUCUGCAAUCCCAACCUGGUGUACCUCUUCUGCAGCGCGUGAUACUUGAGCUUUUCCAAACAGUUCGUGAGUACCAGGUCAACGGUCGUCAACUGUCAGCACCGUUCAUGCGACUACCAACGCGGGCCGAACUGCCGACCUACUAUGAAUUCAUCAAAAAACCUAUCGAAUUACAAACAAUCGCCAAACAGUUGAUCCAGAUGCGCUACACAGACUUCGAAGAGUUUACUGCCGAUCUGUUCCUCAUGUUUGACAAUGCGUGCAAAUUCAACGAACCGGAUUCGCAGAUUUACGCUGAUACGCUUAUUCUUCAUCGCGUUUGUCUUGCCAAACGUACAAUGCUGCUAAACACUUUUGCUAGUCACUUGGGGAUUCCACCUUCUGUAGCUCCCGAUGUGGGAACAGGGAUUCGUCGUCUUCUAACCAACAUGCAUAAUGCGAUGCUUACUGCGUGUGACACAGAUGGCCGCGGAUUAGUCGAUUCUCUAAUCGCCGGAGACGGAACAGAGACAACAUUAACUUCUGCCACGGCUGCACGUCUGGCUGCCCUACAUCGUGCUGUGGCUGCUGGAUCCUACCGACGACUUGACCGUCUUCAGGGUGACUGGUUAAGAAUACUGAAACGCGCGAGAAUUGGUGAAGGCGAAGAGCAACCAAAAGAAGUUCGGAACCCGCUUCCGACUUUCCAGCAACGCCAAGAUGCUGCUGAGCUAGCUCGACGUUGGGUGCGCCUGCGUGAUGAGCUUUGCCAUAGACAGCAGCGUCGACCAGUCAAUUUCCCCUUUAGUUCAUCCCCACAAGCUUCUAGUGGAAAUGAUACAGGCUCUGCUCUUCCAUCUCACGUUGCUUUAUUGAGUCAGGCAAUGUCGUAUACGGCAGCGUCUCUUGAUCGAGAACUGUUGGACGAGGAGGAAUCGCAUGGAUCAACUCUGUGUGGGAGUGAUUGUGAAGAAGGCGCAUUGUCUGAACUCGACCCUGGAGAAGUGGAAGUCCAGGACAUUACGGUUUCCAACCGUAGUUAUCAUGUUGGUGAUUACGUCUACGUGGAGCCGCUACGUCCCAACGCCAUUCAGUGUCAUAUUGGCCGCAUUAUCCGAAUAACGCAGAGUUCCGUUCCUCAAACGAAAGUAGAAUCACCAAAAGAGCCCACCCCUCAUAAUGAAGAUGCGGACGGUGCACCGGUCAAUCAGGAGACAGGGGCAUCGGCAGACCCUCCUACUGAACUCAAAACGAGCGUGCAUGUUGCGUGGUACUGGCGUCCAUCGGAGGCCCAUCCAUCACGUCGAAGGCGACUGCUUCCGGCUGAGGUUUUCCGGACGUCCCUGACGGAAGCUGUUUCUACAGACAAGCUUAUAGGACAUUGUCUGGUCUUAUCGAUAUCGCAGUUCAUCCGGUUCCGUCCUAAGAAUUGGUCUACUCCCACUCCCGUCGGAAUUGAGCUUGAACAACGUCCCGUUCCGUUCAUUCCGACACGUCUGCCUCCAAAUGAGCCUCUCGAGAAUGCAUUGGAGCAAGUAGACACAACGCUUUUCAAGGAUAUGGUCUAUCCGCUACCGCGAACUUACGAGUCAAUCAUACUUCAAGAUCUGUCAGAAACGGAAGGCAAUAUUAUUUACGAACAAUAUGUUCAUCAGAAUGGCUUCUUAGUCAAACUUGGUGACUUCUUGUACGUACCUGCGGCUGUUGACUCCACUGAACGACAUAUUGUUCGAGUGGAUAAGCUGUGGAAGUCUGUUACGCAGAAUAUGAUAUUCUUUUCCGGACCCUGGUUUAUUGCUCCGACGGCGGUUGAGCAUUUACCAACACGUGUGUUCUACCCUAAAGAAGUGUUCCUUACUAGUGCCGAGCACGCAACGCACGCGCUUGCUUCAGCCACUGGAAAGUGUUUUGUAAUGCGUCCCGUCGACUAUUGCCAAGCGCGCCCCACCGAAUUCAACGAUCACGACGUGUACUUGUGCGACUCAAAGUACUUCGAAGACGAAAGAGUUAUACGGAAAUUGAAAAAAGGCCUCAAGUUAUCUCCAGAUGCCUUUGACGACGAAUUCUUCUUUUUCCCACAACCAAUCUGCCCACGAAAAGAAGCUUCGCCGCUUCUGGCUAAGGCGUCUACGGAACCUCUUAGUCAGGAACAGCUUAAUCGACCUGCUUCAACCGCUCUGACAUGCGCCGUCGCUGCCGCUUCUGGAAACCCUACACCUGUUUUGACAAACGCACCACCUUCAGUCGUAAUGCCAGAUGCUGCCAAAUUGCUCGGAGAUGGUUUGAGUAGAACGGGGUCCCCAGACCCGGCUUCUUUCAAUAGAGCACAGCCGGGGCUCUCUCCUGCUGUGCAAGCAAAUGAAGCAGAUGAGGACACCAGUUUCUAUGAAGGCUCGGAAAGGUCUCGUAAAAAGCGAAAGCUGCGAAAGCCCCCUUCUGGGUAUGUGCUUUAUGCUGGUGAAGUUCGCAAGCGUUUGUUGCAAGAACGUCGUGACGCACCAUUUGGAGAGAUCUCGCGUGAAGUGGGACAAAUGUGGAGGCAAAUGUCCACUGCACAGCGAGAUUUAUACGAGCGCAAGGCCAAACUGAUUAAACGACGAAUGGAGGAGGAACAGGAACGUGCCCAGGCUCAGGAACAAGAACGUGCUCAGUUGCAAUUACAACAGCAAUUGGCUGCUGCAAAAGCUGUUAUGCCGCAGGAUUCGAAACAAAAUGUUCCUGUCGGCCAGCCCCGAACAAUGCCUCCUCUCAUUGGCUCCCCUGUUUCGAUACCAUCCCAAGUUGUUCCAGGGACUCCUGGCCCCGGUCUACCAACACCAGGUCACAUCUCGGUCCCAGGUGUGUCUGCAUCUGCUACUCCAGGUGCUACUAUGCAGUUCUACCAAACCCCAUCAGGACAGGUAAUUCAAAUUGUUCACACCCAAUCGGCUACAACAAAUGCAGCUGUUCCGCCUGCAAUUCAAAAUCCUCACAUCCCGGCUGCUACUGCCACUCCUACCUACAGUCAGCCUGGUUUUGGCCCUGUUUCAGCGCUGUCUUCUGCCUGUCAAGUACCAGCCGGAACUCAUCAUGUGGUCUACCAGCUACCUGGUCAACCGGGCACGAUGGUCCCUGCAGUUUCACUCAGUUCUGCUGGGCCACAGGCGGCGUACUAUCACCCUUCUGUGCCUCACCCACACCAGCAGCAGCGCAUACUAGUGGCAUCCACAGUUGGUCCAGUCACUCCCGGUGCCGUCACAGCUGUCGUCAGUUCCAUAGCGAGCCAUCUUCCGAACACCUCUUUUCCAGGUGUUCCGACAACUCCACAUGGUACCCAAAUACUCUUGGCCACUUCAAACACAGGGGCCCAUUCCUCAUCUGUGGGCUCUGUUACAGCACAAUCACUACAAGCUCCCUCGAACGUCUCCGUUGUGAACCCGGUGUCGUGCGGCCCUCGAGCUUUACAUCCACUGCCAUCCGGUGCCACUGAGUUCAUGGGACAACAACAACAGCAAUUUCACAUGGUUCAGCAAGCCGGCGGUUCUCACCAGCAGGUGGUAACAAACACCAUGACAGGCUCUUUGGCAGUCACUCCAACCCCAGGACACGUGAACCAAGCCAUGGCUUCAUUGCCUUCAAAUGUACCUGGUGUCGGACACGUUGGUACCGGUCAUCCGCCAUCGCAACAACAGCAUUUACGCCCGCCCUCACCGAUUUUCGUCUCAACGCCCCCGCGAACUUCCCGUGUAUUGCAUUCUGAGAUUUAUCAACGUUCGAAUCCGACCUCCGCCUCUCGACUUCCCCUGUCUACGCUUGGGCAACCUGGCAGUAUCCCGGCCCUCGUGCUUCCUUCGGGUGGCAUGGCAGCUAGGCACCGGAAGGGUGCUACAGCUGAACAACGCUGCUUGGACAUAGUACCGGCGUCCUUCAUGAUCACAAACCUAAGUUGUGGUCGUGAGGGUAUGCUGGCCGCUGCCAUUGGUAUAAAAUCUCGUCUACCUAAACUUUGUCCUCAAACACCUGGAUUUCUGUGGCCUGAACCGCAUCCGGAGAUGCGAGUUCCCUCAAAAGAUUCGUUGUUAGUUGGAAAACUGUCAACAGGUUUCACGGUGGUUGCAGCCUCCAGCUUCGUUUGCCGAUGGUCUAAGGGGAUAUGGAUGGAUAGCUACGCAUUGAAGGCAGUAGUCACCCCGGUUAACGCAUUAAUCAAGGAGCAACAGUGGGAUUUUCAGUCAAAAGAUUCGGAGGGUGAGGCAGGCAGUGGAGAUAGCGGCUUGAUGUAUUUGCGUUAUUAA